Molecule: messenger RNA, 4274 nt
Organism: Exaiptasia diaphana
Lineage: Eukaryota; Metazoa; Cnidaria; Anthozoa; Actiniaria; Aiptasiidae
Product: high affinity cationic amino acid transporter 1
Exons: 2
Coding region: 248-2236 (662 amino acids)
Biological process (GO): amino acid transport; transmembrane transport
Cellular component (GO): plasma membrane
Molecular function (GO): amino acid transmembrane transporter activity
Source: RefSeq, a predicted model, not a curated record
ACCAUUUAGAACUGAGCCGUCGUAUAUAAAUUGCUCUAGAAAGAAAUAUUCGACAAAAAUGUCGGUACGAAUAUACCAAAAGGCUACAUCCUACAUAUAAAAUCUAAAGACAGAAUUUCGGAGGAAUUGGGAAGAUGAACGAAGGCAAAAGAACAAUCAACCGGAGAACAAAAGAAAAAUAACCAAUAUACAAUCACAACUGAACUGAAUUUCAACACUUAGAAAGUCGGAUUAUCUGUCAWUUAAGAUGCCUGUUGGAUUUUUAAGACAUUUGAUCAGGAAAAAACGUCAAGGGACGCGAGAAGAUGGGAAAAGUCAACUGUCUUCAUGCUUAUCAACCCUCGACUUGACUUCACUUGGAAUUGGCGCAAUCCUUGGCGCUGGAACGUACGUCGUGUCUGGCCAAGUCGCAGCAAGCAUUGCCGGACCAGCAGUCAUUAUUUCUUUUUCCAUAGCAGCUUUUGCUUCUAUUCUCUCRGGGCUCUGCUACGCUGAAUUCGGCGCCCGCGUUCCAAAUACCACAGGGUCAGCGUACGCCUAUAGCUACGUCACKGUGGGAGAGAUCUGGGCAUUUUUCAUCGGUUGGAACUUGAUCUUAGAAUAUAUGAUUGGCACUGCGGCUGAUGCGAGAGCUUUGAGUGCAUGUUUUGAUUUUGUCAUUGGUUAUGCCAUCAGGAACUUUACAGUGUCAACAAUCGGAGAAUUUCACAAUCACUGGCUGACAAGUUAYCCUGAUGUUUUAUCCUUCGUAGUGACAAUCAUCAUUACCUUAGUUUUAGCUGUUGGAGUAAAGCAGUCUUCAACUUUUACCAGCUUUUUCAACAUCUUAAAUCUCCUCGUUGUCGUCUUCAUCAUAGUCUGCGGUCUCUUCUUUGUUGACAUGCGUAAUUGGACCCAAGGGAAGGGGUUUUUCCCGUUUGGAGCGUCUGGCGUUCUCAGYGGUGCYGCCACUUGUUUCUACGCGUUUGURGGAUUUGAUAUCAUCGCAACAACGGGAGAAGAAGCGAAGAACGCGCCCAAGUCCAUCCCUAUCGCCAUCGUCACCUCCCUUUUCAUAGUCUUUAUUUGUUAUUUUGGUGUCUCAGCUGUUUUGACUUUAAUGGUUCCUUUUGAUCACCUCGACAAACUCUCACCAAUWCCRAAUGCAUUUGCGCAAGUGGGUUUACCCGCUGCCCAGUAUAUUAUAGGAAUUGGCGCAGUMUGUGGSCUCGCAGCAAGUCUCUUAGGAUCCCUUUUCCCUUUACCAAGGAUCAUCUAUUCAAUGUCCAGYGAUGGCCUUUUAUUCAGGUACCUAUCAAAAGUGGACCCACGUACYGAAGUCCCUGUUGUGGCAACAGUUUAUCCAGGMAUCGUGACCGCCAUYUUUGCACUUUUAUUUGACUUACAGGAACUUGUUGAAAUGAUGUCCAUAGGGACAUUAUUAGCGUACACACUUGUGUCCCUGUGUGUUUUGAUCCUUCGYUAUCAGCCCCAACAAGAAACGUUCUACGAGGAAGAGGAAACUGGAAUCUUUAGAAUUCAAAAUGGCAGUAUUUACCUCGACGAWAAUGUGGAAGAUUUUGACGAAUUUCAAUACGAGCUUGUGCAAGAGGGCGAAAAAUUGACAACUAAAGAUYCACACAAAAACGAAGAGCCUAAACAAGCACGCAAAAACGACAAAAAUCGCAAAAACAAGGGCGAAAAGAACCACGGGAAAGUUACCAGGCUCCCGACCGAGGAGAGCGGCCGACUGGUGACAUGCGCUGUGAUGUUGUUAUUCGCGUGGUUCUUUGGCUUCUGUGGGUUCAUUAUUUUUGGGAUUGAUGAGAUCUUUAACCACAAUAUCUUGGUUAUUGGAUGUACAAUGAUCUUCGGUAUCUUGAGUCUUAUAUCUAUCGGCGUCAUUGCAACACAGCCCCAGAAUCCAACACGGGUUCCGUUUAUGGCUCCAUUGGUACCAGSMCUUCCCAUUCUAUCAAUGUUUUUUAAUGUUUUUUUGAUGUUAAAGCUGUCUAAAUUAACAUGGAUACGAUUUGGUGUAUGGAUGGGACUUGGAUCUAUAUUGUAUUUUGGUCAUGGAUUAUGGAACAGCAACGAGGGUCGACARCGGGCACGAGCACAGCUCAUCGACGCUCAACCGCUUCUGAGCGAUACUAUUGAUGACAUUGACAUCAAAUACGAUAUGGAGGUCAUUCCAGCUCACCGAGAAGACUGGGAAAAAGACUCCAUCGAAGACGAGAAAUUUGGCGCAGUCUAAGAUGGGAUAUAAUCGUUGGCUAUAUAUGGUUCAUCUGUUAUCAAUAGUAAAUAAUUAUAAUAGUUAAAUAUAGUUCUAGAGAGGAAGAAAAUAGACAGAAAGUUAUCAUUGAAAGCAAAUAUCUCCCUACAAUUGAUACGCAUGCGCGUACUUUCUUAACACGCGCGCGCCAUGGAAAGCGCGCGAAAAUCACAGGAUAUAUUUUUUUAAAAACUACAUGUAUUGGGUUUCCAUCCGAAAGAUAACUAAAUUUAGCUUUCUUUUGGCUUUUCGUUAAAUAUUAGCCAAAUAUACGUUCUCUUUCAGUACUGAAUAAAAAUUUAAGACUAUUUAUCCGAUAAACGGGAACCACUUCUCGGAACACACCGUGUCCAGGUUACGUCAAGGGUAUAGAAAUUGCUUUGGAAUAUACCCUUAUCGGCAAACAUAGUGAUUGAUUUGAUCGAUUCUGCGUAUAAUCUUUUCCCAGUUACUUGUUCUGAAUAUUUAUCAUUGCAGUGAAAAUGCAUUCUAAGACCGUGCCGUUAGAAUAAGGUUAACUAUGCUCUAAAACCUGACUAUUGGCAUUGACAUCUGAACAUAACACAUAUCGACCCGUCGAUAAUUCAACAUGCUCAGAUUGGACACUCCGUUUUUCGAAGCAUCCCACUAGAUUGAUAGCUGUACUUCGAUGAUAUACGCAGAAUCGAUCAAAUCAAUCACUAUGUUUGCCGAUAAGGGUAUAUUCCAAACAAGACAUUGUUGUCAGCACUAGAGGUUUCUUUUUGGCAAGAAAUGAAAUAACCCAGAAUGUCACAACAUCUUUCGACUUUGGAAAAAUAAACCCUUACUCGGGCUUCCUAUCUAAAAUCCUUUAGUUAUUUCGAUGAUUCCAUGGGGUCUAUUUAUUAUAAUUAGAUUCUACUAUAUGUGAUUUCACUUUCUAAUCGGAGGUUUCAGUGAUUCUGAAAAAAAAUUCGUACUACAAAAAAAAUAAUUUUGGGCAUUCUUCAAGGAAGCCCGAGCUCGAAUCUCCAGCUCAAUAUCAAAAUAACCAUUACUCGGGCUUCCUAUCUGAAAUUCUAAGCUAUUUCGACGAUUCCAUGAGGUCUAUUUAUUAUAAUUAGUCAAUGUGAUUUCACUUUCUAAUCGGAGGUUUCAGUGAUUCUGAAAAAAAAUUCGUACCGCAAAAAAAUAAUGAUUCUGGGCAUUCUUCAAGGAAGCCCGAGCUCGAAUCUCCAGCUCAAUAUCAAAAUAACCAUUACUCGGGCUUCCUAUCUGAAAUUCUUAGCUAUUUCGACGAUUCAAUGAGGUCUAUUUAUUAUAUAGUUUCUACUAUAUGUGCUUCCACUUUCUUAUCGGAGGUUUUAGUGAUUCCGAGACCGAAAAUCGAACCGCAAAAAUAAUUUUAAGUAUUUCUUAAAGAAAGCCCGAGCUCAUAUCUUCUCGAAUCUUUCAAUGCAUUAAAAAGAAAGAAAGAAGAAAAAAAUAUUUUUUUAGACGUGCAAGAGUCAAGGAUCGAAUCGGGAAUCCUGAGUUCCCUAAACUGCGACGUGGAAAAAAUAAAAUAAAGUCGCUGUAUUUUAAGACCGUAACGCGUUCCUCGGGCGUGGACACGGUAAUUAAGCUUGAAUUUGGUGGACAAUUUUGAGGCGCUAUGCCAUUGUCAUAAUUUUCAAUUUUGUGUAAUUUGAUACUAGUUUUACUUCAUUUCAUUUUCUAUCAUCUUAUGUUUAUUUCGCCUUAUCAAAUCGAAGUUUUUUCUUCAAUUAAUGACAUGGUUUAGAAAAAGGGCGAWCGUGUGGUUGUGUGGUUGUGUGUGUUUGUAUUGUUGGUAAAAUUUAAUCUGUUUGASCUUUCUGUGGUUUUUGCGGAGUGUAUCUCGGAUAAUAGCCAGGCGUUUGGUAUCAGAUAGACUGACACAAGAAAUUAGACAAUCAACUUUGGAACAGCAAAGAGCUAUUUUAAGAACGGUGCACGGUUUCCUGCGACAUCUUGAAAGGUGGUCGUGCCUUUACAUCGAAGCGAGAAAACCGUUGAAMGCGGUAYAAUUAUAGAA